AUGUUUUUUACCCCCGUAAUCACCCUUCUGGCAUAUCCACUCCCCCAGCAUGACGAUGGUCGUACCGACUUGACCUUCCUCCUUCAGCUUCACCUUUCUCCCGUCACGCCCAGCACCCUCCUCCCUCGUGAGCAUUUUUUUGAAUAUUCACACCCGAACUUCCGGUCUCGCCAGCUCGUUACGAUCCCGCCUCCUCUUCAAAACCAGCGACACCCUUUCGUCCGCUCGAAACCCCCCUCUAUCCCCGCCUCCAACGUUCACCGAAAUCCAGCUGCGCCGAUUGCGAUCUUGUGCGUGACAGGUGGCUGUCUUCUCAUCCCAGCAAGAGGCCGCGGCCGUCCCGUCGGGCUGACACCUGUCGCCUCUGCGCGCCACAAUUUAACACUCGCUCCCCGCUGCUCCGAGUCCGCGGGGGACGCGGAACAGAAGAAGAAAAGUCAGAUGAUUGAUCGGAAACUCGAGGAAGACUCUAGGCGGUUGCGCCGGGAAUGCAAGAUCCUCCUCCUGGGCUCCGGCGAGAGUGGCAAGUCCACGAUUGUCAAGCAGAUGAAGAUUAUCCACCAAAAUGGCUACUCAGUCGAGGAGCUGGCUCUAUAUCGACUGACCGUUUUCAAGAACCUGCUUGAUUGUGCCAAGGCUCUGAUUGAAGGAUAUCGCCUUUUCGAUCUCGAGCCAUCAAGCCAAAAGGUCAAGGACUACAUCACGUUCCUCGAAGAGUACCACGUGGACCCUGAUCCCAAUACGCCGCUUGAUUCGAAAAUAGGAGAUGCAAUCACAUAUCUAUGGAAUGACCCUUGCACAUCAACGGUUCUAGAGCGCCAAAAUGAGUUCUACUUGAUGGACUCUGCACCAUAUUUUUUCGAGGAAGCCAAGCGAAUAACGUCCCCGGACUACACACCGAAUGUGUCAGAUGUGUUACGAGCGCGAACCAAGACCACUGGUAUAUACGAAACACGUUUCACUAUGGGUCAAUUGAGCAUACACAUGUUUGACGUGGGUGGCCAGCGCAGCGAGCGGAAGAAGUGGAUUCAUUGCUUCGAGAACGUGACCUCCAUUAUCUUCUGCGUGGCUUUGAGUGAGUACGACCAAAUGUUGCUGGAAGAGAGCAAUCAAAACCGCAUGAUGGAAAGUUUAGUUCUCUUCGACUCUGUGGUCAACUCUCGAUGGUUCAUGCGGACGAGUAUCAUCCUCUUCUUGAACAAGGUUGAUCUCUUCCGACAGAAGCUCCCACGCUCCCCAUUGAGCAAUUACUUCCCAGACUAUUCGGGCGGUAACGAUGUGAACCGAGCAGCGAAGUAUCUUCUCUGGCGGUUCAACCAGGUGAAUCGCGCGCACCUAAAUCUCUAUCCACACCUCACUCAAGCCACCGAUACAACAAAUAUUCGGCUCGUCUUUGCGGCGGUGAAAGAGACCAUUUUGCAGAACGCCCUGAAAGACUCAGGCAUUCUUUAA
Messenger RNA from Penicillium maclennaniae, 1452 nucleotides. It is a transcript of the gene gpaB, whose product is annotated as guanine nucleotide-binding protein subunit alpha gpaB. Lineage: Eukaryota; Fungi; Ascomycota; Eurotiomycetes; Eurotiales; Aspergillaceae. Gene Ontology annotation, cellular component: heterotrimeric G-protein complex. The coding region runs from base 1 to 1452 and encodes 483 amino acids. The record is from RefSeq and is a predicted model, not a curated record. The transcript has 8 exons. Gene Ontology annotation, molecular function: GTP binding; G-protein beta/gamma-subunit complex binding; G protein-coupled receptor binding. Gene Ontology annotation, biological process: adenylate cyclase-activating G protein-coupled receptor signaling pathway.